Molecule: messenger RNA, 1943 nt
Organism: Pimephales promelas (fathead minnow)
Lineage: Eukaryota; Metazoa; Chordata; Actinopteri; Cypriniformes; Leuciscidae
Gene: wbp1
Product: WW domain binding protein 1
Source: RefSeq, a predicted model, not a curated record
UGUGUGUGUGUGUUAUUGCUGUGAUUGUGAUGCUGCUGCCCUCUGUGGAUCAUCACACUCAUCACACAGACAUGACGCCCCUGUUCAUCUGAAGCUUUAUGAUUAACUUAUGAUUAACUGGAGUUUGGGAAGAAACGCGCAGAAAGAUGCCGCAGAAGACGCUGUGCUCCGCCGUGGGGCUUCUCUGCGCAGCGGCGUGUUUAGUUCAGGGGAAGGAGUUUUGUUUCGGCGUGAACAAUGAACAGUACCGCUGUGAGAUGGGCUACUGCUGUGGGGAGACCGAGUGCUGCACUUACUAUUAUGAGCUGUGGUGGUUCUGGCUGGUGUGGACCCUCAUCAUCAUGCUGAGCUGCUGCUGUGCGUACAGACACCGGCGGGUGAAGAUGCGACUCCAGCAGGAGCAGAGACAGCGAGAGAUCAGCCUGAUGGCCUAUCAGGGGGCGUCCAGUUCCUUCAUCACUCCUGCUCCCCUCAACCUGCGCUUGUGGACGGACUGUAAGCUGCCGGACUAUGAGGAGGUUCUGGCUCAUCCUCCGACGCCUCCUCCACCGUACUCCGAGUCUGUGGACCCGCAGAACCAUCAGAACCCACAGGACCCGCCCGCACCGGUUCCGGAGCAGGAGAACAGCCGGCGCCGGCAUGUGACUGGGGACUCGGGCAUCGAGGUGUGUGUGUGCCGGCUGGACCAGGGCCCGGAGGAGGCCGAGGGGUGUCAGGGAGCGGCCGGCUGCUGUUCCAGCGCUGGGAAAGAUCCAGCAGAACCACAACUAGAACCUGAGCGCCUUGUGUGAACGAUCACGAGUGAGAGACUCUGAGCUUCUGUUUCCCAGCAUCCCUCACGCUUUCCUCGACUGAGCCACUGCUCGUUUCUCACCAUGACUGCGGCCCACACACACACACACACACACACACACACACACAGAGUGUAAAGGGCAUGUGUGUUUUCCUGAAGAUCCCAUGAGCGCUGAGAGAGCAGAUCAGCUGAUCGUCUCAUAGGUGUGUGUGUGUGUGUGUGUGUCUGGAAGAUUGUGGCCUUUCGCACUGCUACUGUUAACCUGUGUGUGUGUGUGAAUGACAUCAUCAGCGUCACAUGACUCUGCCUCAGCGUUAUGAUCUAGUUUAUUAGUAAAGCACAGACGCGAGCUGCGUGUCGUAGGGCCUCGGGCUGAUAGUUGCAUGACGGUUCUGUGUGAAUCACGUGACGUUUUCCUGCAUUAAGGGCUAAAAUCAAUAUCAUGUUUCAGAAUGUUUGCUGUCGUUCUCGCGCUUGUGUCCCAUCAUCCCUGUGUGUUGCACUGAAGGACGUGUCGUCCUCACACUUCUCCGACGCAAAUCCUGCAAAGUUUACAGAUUCUGUGCCUUUUUCCCACUGGAGAACCAGAUUAAUUCACUAACUAGGCUAUGCAAAACACCCGGACGCAUCAGCAACGGCGCUCGUGUCCGGCGUGAUCAUCUCCAGACGGCCUCUUCUCCGCCCGCGGCGCUCGUUUGUGGUUUCUUAGUUUGUGUACUAACUCAAUAACUGUCCGUUGUUGGUGAACGCCUCGGUUUCAGAUGGACUCAUCCAGGAACUGUGAAACCUGAGGCGUCAGAUGAUUUCUUUUGUUCAAAUGUGUGUUUAAUAAUAAGUGACGUUUAACAUCAAGCCGAAUCACAGCGCCAGCUCUUCUGUAAAGCACGUCGAGGUGUUCGGACUUCAUACUCGUUUCUUAUCGUGGAGCUGAGGUGUGUAAUGCACAUCUGAGCGUCCGUCAGGGUUGCGUACUGCAGAUGAUGAUGAUGAUGAAGAUGCUCAGACCUACAGCCGUGUUUGGUGUGUAAUUGCAGCACUGACAGCCGUGUGGCGUUUCUACUGACGCGUUAUUUAGUAAGACGUCUGCUGUGUCUAUAGUCAUUUGUAUUUUAUUUUUGUAAUAAAAACAAUAAACCAGCUUUGGCACUCA